Drosophila mauritiana is the source of this 1430-nucleotide messenger RNA. RefSeq lists its product as uncharacterized. The record is from RefSeq and is a predicted model, not a curated record. The coding region runs from base 384 to 1142 and encodes 252 amino acids. The transcript is spliced from 5 exons. NCBI's taxonomy places the organism in Eukaryota, Metazoa, Arthropoda, Insecta, Diptera, Drosophilidae.
UCGACGCGACCACAACGUAACUCCAAGAUCGGAAGCGAGAAGUCGCGCCGUCUAUAGAUAUAUCUAGACAUCGAUAUAGUACAAGCGUAUAACCAGCUUACCAUUACCAGAUUGCUUUGGCAACCUAAUCGUCACGUGAUCGUGUCGCGAUCGCUCAUUCUGCUCGUCAUUCAUCUGUCGCCGCGUCUUGUGCAAUUUGGCUGUCGAAUGUGGAAGAAGAAUGUCUUGCAUCUGGAUUUGUGUACCGAGCUCUUAACGUUUGUCUGCCGAAAUCUGUGAUCUGAGUGCCUUUCAAUCGAUCCAUCGAUCAACUUGACCUUUUGAGUUCGCUGAUCAGGAAAUUGCUAAAAAAAAAAGAUUCUUGAAAUACAAAAGAGUUGAAAAUGUCUACGCCAUAUGUGAUCUUGCUGAUCGGUUUACUAUAUCUUUGCGUGGGUCCAUUCAUAAUUGCCCAAGGCACGGAGCUUGCUGAGCGCAACCACAAGAAACGCCAAAUCUAUCGGGAACAAGUAUUGCCACAUGCGGGUGGUAAGAUACCGGACACCGCCUUUGAGACGGAUCGAUUGUUUCUGAAUCGCCUGCAGAAGGAAGGCAUCGCAGUGCCAGAUGGCAUACUGCCCGAGCAGCGGAAUCCACAGGUGUAUCAGUACUACAGCAAGCCCAUGCGCACCGUCUUCCACAUCGCCCUGAGCUCGGAUGGGAGGUAUACGCCGCGGGAGGGACGGUACCACUACCGCCAGGUGCCCACGGUGGAGACCACGUACCUGUACCCGCAGGCGGUGGGCCGCCAGCACGUGUUGGUGCCACCGAAGCACGCCCUGCCCGUCUACCGGCAGCUCCAGUUGCACAAUCCGCUGCUCAACCAGGUCAAGUUGCAGCCGAAGAAGACGCCCAAUUUUCUGGAACUGGCGCCCACGGUUGGCAAGAGUCAGUCGCAUCCAUUGGCCGGUUCGGCCAAGGCGCAGUCUUAUCAGAAUGUGAAUCUCCUGCAUGGUCACAGUCCGGUGCUGCCCGCCUUCAAGAAAACCUCCAGGGGCAGCAAGACCUAUGUGGACAGCUAUGGCACAACCCAUCUCUUCAGCGAAUUUGACGAUCUGCUGAACAAACUGGACCUGCAGCAAACGGGACGAAAGAAUUAUUAGUUUUAACGCUUUAAAUGCCCAAAAUGUAGUAGAAUCUAUGAAUAUGGCAGCUAUGAUAUCUAUCUCCAGCCAAGAGUUGAGUUUACAAGUGGUUCGCAUCCAUUAUCUAACCAUGCGCAUAUCAUUUCAAAACUUUUGCCAUACGCCCGCUCACCGUUUAGUGCAUAUCCAUUCCCAUUCCCAUGUUAGCAAGCCAUUCGUAUAUCCAGCCCAUGCACUGUGAAAAAAUGUGGCCACAAUUGAGGUUGAACUUAUAUUAAAAUCAGUACACAACACAUUUUAAAAACA